UAAGCUUGUUACACAUACAAGAUGGAGCCUGCAUUCGAGUGACAAGUCACACCUGGAGAGGCAAGUCCCCCAUUCAUCCCACCACGUGGCAAGCAUCCACCGGUGCUUGCCCCCCUUGCGAGCUAAUUAAGUGCUAACUCUUAAUUAACACCUUAAUUAGCUUCGUAAUGGAGGGAUGAGCAAUUGAAAACAAUCAAACAUAUGAUCUUCUGUUCUUCAUUGUUUUAAACCGAUUGGAAAUUGUGAAACUUCAGAAUCAUAUUAGUGAUACAGAUUCAAUGCCUUGUGCUGUUUUUUCACAGAAUAAUCAUUAUUCGAUUUCGGUUUUAUUUUUUCAAGUGAUAAAAUUGUGGGCAAAGGCAUGUCUCUGCGUAGGGCUCUCCUUCUUCCUCUUAAUUUGCAUCCCAAUUUUAAUCCUUCUGACUCUUCCAUUUUCCAUUUCUUUUUUAUGGGCACUAUUUUUCUGUAAGAUUUUAUGUUUCUUCGGUUUGUGCCCCGAAUUUAGAUUUCUAGAAAUGAAGUUUUUGGUAAAUUACUUGUCCUCUGCUGCAACAAAAUUCACAGGAAGCAGCAAAUCCAAUCCCAACCAUGGUCAUCAUCAUCAUCAUCAUAAUAAUAAUCACCAUUAUAAGAUUAUUAACGAUAAUAAUGAUGAGUUAAUAGCCAAGACUCUUGAGGAUAAGCAGGAGAGUGUUCAGUUGGAUCCGUCGGAGCUUCCUUCUUUAUAUGAAUCCGAUUUCGAUGUUGAAGAUGAUCAUCAUCAAGAGAUCCAUCAAGAGAUCAAAGACAAAGGGGUAAACAAUGGUAUGAGUCAAAUUUGCACGUAUGAGGAAGGCUCGUGGCAAAUCCUGGUCUCAAAGCCUCGCACAAGGAGAGAACCUCAAUCGAGGGAGAGUGGGAGUGAAGGAAAGAAUGGCUUUCGUGAAUUAGAAGUUGAGAAUUUGGAGGAAAUUUUGAAGUUUCCCGACAGCCACUCGAGGGUUUGGAGUGAUGACCACUCGAAUGACAGUGGCCAAGAAUCGCCAGAUUUGAAUGAGGUUACUUCGGAUAAAGUUGGUGCCGAUUGUGUGCAUGGUUUUCAUGAGUGUUGGAAGUUACUGGUUAAAUUUACUAAAUUUGAAAUUUAGUUUUGGUUUCUCUUUGAGAAAGUCAUGACUAUCACCAUAAGAUUAAGUGGGAGUGUUGGGGAAAAGAGAAUUUCAAUGUGCCGGAACACGUAAACCAAGUAUAAUAAUACAAUUGAUUGAAAACUUGAAGAAAAAUUUCAACUAAUUGUAUUAUAUAACACUUGAUAUACCAAACUGUGUUUCCGGCACACUGAAAAAUUUCUCGUUAGAGAAGAGGAAAUAAGAAAGUCAAUAAUGAUUUUGAAA
Molecule: messenger RNA, 1373 nt
Organism: Malus domestica (apple)
Lineage: Eukaryota; Viridiplantae; Streptophyta; Magnoliopsida; Rosales; Rosaceae
Source: RefSeq, a predicted model, not a curated record